AUUCCACUGCUCAAGUGCAUCAUAGUUCCACGUUUAGUCGUCCAAGUGACCCUCCUCGCGCAUCCGCUCCCAGAUUGCAGGCUGCACCUGCGUUGCCGCCAUUAAAGUUACCUACGUUCAGCGGUGGAUAUGCUAAUUGGGCUGAUUUCUACUCAAUGUUUUCUACAAUCAUUGAAAGUCGGCCAGAAAUCAGCAAUAUGGAAAGACUUCAGCACCUCCGGUCCUGCCUCGAUGGCGCAGCGUUGGAUACGGUUCGCUCUUUGGAAAUUUCUAAUGAUAAUUAUACAAUUGCCGUAAAUUUAUUAAAGCAGAGAUAUGAUAACCGACGUUUAAUCUUCCAGGCCCACAUCGUAAAGAUCUUAGGUCUCAAAAGAGUAGAAAACGGAUCCAUAAUCAAGCUGCGUGAGCUAUCUGACAGCUUCAAUGUCCAUAUGCGUGCGCUCAGUAGUCUGGGCACAACAGAGCAGAUAGCCAGUGCCAUGAUUGCUCAGAUACUGCUACAGAAGCUUGAUGAGGCCUCACAAGCUAAAUGGGAAGAGAAAUUGGACAACUCAGAGACGGCUCUUCAGAUACCCAGAUAUGAAGAAGUCUCCUCAUUUCUUGAGCUUCGUUGCCGCACUUUGGAAUCGAUGAAAUUUGCUCUUACAAACUAUUCGUCAAGUAAGCCGAUGAAUUCUUGCAGUAAGGUUGCUACCAGUAGAUCAGCAUUUCUCGUAACCGGCCACAGUACUCACAGUUGCAAUUUUUGUAAUGAUCUUGAGCACACAAUCUACAAAUGCCCAAGAUUCGCAAACUUGUCUCCUAGUCUUCGCCUGAAUGAGGUCCGAAAGGCUGGCUUAUGUUUGAAUUGUCUCAAGGGAGGUCAUCAGUCGCGACAAUGUGGCUCGCGCAGUUGUCGGGUCUGUGGAGUCAAGCAUCAUACGCUUCUUCAUCUCGGCCACUCCAGCACAUCGCAGGCAGCAAUUCCGCCCCAUCAACAAUCUUCAACAUCAAGAGUACAGACCAUCCCUCAGCCCUCAGCACCAGCCAAUACUCUCUUAUCCAAGGAUCGGCACAGCGAUGUUGUGCUCCUGGCUACCGCAGUGGUUCUGGCAAGGAAUCGGUUUGGCGAGCUUGUUCCUUGUCGUGCACUUUUAGAUUCAGGCUCUCAACUACAUCUCAUUACAGCCAGAUUUGCGAAUCUCCUGCAACUUAAGAGAACAAAAUCGGUGGCAUCUGUAUGCGGCGUAGGCGACUCCAAUGUUGCCAUGGAUGGCAGCAGCAUUUGCCUCACUCUUCAAGCUCAUGCAUCUGAAUAUACAACUAGCAUAACGGCUAUGGUAGCUACAAAUAUAACUGGCAGGCAGCCCAGUUCUAAUGUGAAUACGAGCAAUUGGAGCAUACCGCAAAAUAUAGUGCUGGCAGAUCCAGCUUUCCAUAGGCCGCAACGAGUAGAUCUGCUUAUCGGAGCUAGCCUGUUUUAUGAUUUGCUCUGUGUGGGACAAAUCAAGUUGAUGCCUGGACUUCCAUUGUUACAGAAGACUCGUCUUGGUUGGGUUGUAUCAGGUGGCGAGGCUCGCAACCACAACUCCGUGCUAAUAGCUUCAAAGACGCCUUUGGAUCCGAUUACAGACUCCUGUGCUGAUAUCAAGUUGGACAGUCUCGUUCGUCGCUUUUGGGAAGUUGAGCGCUGCAGCGAUUCCAUUGUAAAGUUCAGCAAGGAAGACUCAGACUGCGAAGCGCAUUUUGCGAGGCAUUACAAUCGAUUGGCUAGUGGCCAAUAUACAGUACGCCUGCCUGUUAAGCUUAGUUGUGAGCUUCUUGGAGAUUCUUAUGAGCAAGCGCGACAUCGGUUUCUCAAUUUGGAGAAGAAAUUGAGUCGUUUGCCGCAUAUAAAGUCUCAAUACUCAGCAUUUCUGAAAGAGUAUCUUGAACUUGGUCACAUGUCACGCGUUCCUCUAAAUUCAUUCCAUCUAUGCAGAUAUUUUCUUCCUCAUCACUGCGUUCUGAAGGAUGAUAGCACAACUACCAAGCUUCGCGUCGUCUUUGAUGGAUCUGCAUCUACAACAACUGGGCAUUCGUUGAAUGACAUUCUAAUGUCAGGUCCCGUCAUUCAGCCAAAAUUAGUCGACAUAUUAUUGCGCUUCCGAUCUUAUCCAGUUGCACUCACCGGCGAUAUUUGCAAAAUGUAUCGUUGCGUGAAAGUACCUGAGCCGGACAGCUAUCUACAAUGCAUUUUAUGGAGGAAUUCGCCAGAUGAUGAGUUGGAAGUUUUCAGGCUUGAUACGGUAACAUAUGGAACAAAACCAGCGUCAUUUUUGUCUGUGCGCGCCAUGCAUCAGCUUGCCGUAGAUGAAAGGAACGCAUUCCCAGUCGGGUCCGACGUACUGCUUCGCGAUUUCUAUGUUGAUGAUUUGAUUAGUGGAGGAAAUUCAGUCGAAGAAGCAAGACUUGUUAUGCAAGAGACAGCUGGAAUCUUGGCAUGUGGGAAGUUUAAAUUGAGGAAGUGGUGUUCAAGCCAUCCCAUGGUACUGGACGGCGUAACAGACUGCGACAAGGAAUCGCUCAUUAGGUUCAACGAUGGCAGCGACAUUACAAAGACACUUGGCCUUGCAUGGGAUCCGGCAUCUGAUCAACUUCUUUUCUCAUAUCUAGCUCUGAAUUCAGCCUCUAAGCCCUCCAGGCGCUCUGUUCUCUCGUCUAUUGCUAGGUUUUAUGAUCCCCUCGGCCUGGUCGGCCCAGUAAUAACGAAAGCUAAAAUCUUCUUGCAACAACUCUGGAGGCAUAAACUUGAUUGGGAUGAGAGUCUCCCGUCUGCAUGUCACACUGCAUGGCUAGACAUUUGCAGCAACUUUGGCAAUGGUCUUAGUAGUGCAUUUCCCAGGCUAUCAUUAAUACCAGGAUCGAAGGUUGAGGUCCAUGGAUUCUGCGAUGCCAGCAUCGAGGCAUACGGAGCUUGCAUUUAUAUUGUAUCCAGAGGUCAGCAUACCAUCAGCAGGUUGCUUUGCUCUAAGUCUCGAGUUGCGCCUCUAAAAACGCUCACGGUUCCCAAGCUGGAACUAUGCGGGGCAGAGUUGCUUGCGCGUCUAAUGAAUGAAGUGGCUCGCUUAGGCAUUUUCGCAGGCGAGUUUCAUUGUUGGUCUGACUCUACUGUUGCGCUUUCUUGGAUCAAUGACGAGCCCGGACGAUUUAACGUUUUUGUUUCAAAUCGCAUCGCCACGAUACAAGAUCUCACAUCAGCAAUGGAAUGGCACUAUAUACCUACAACACUGAAUCCCGCGGAUAUAUUAUCUCGGGGUGCAUUGCCCUCGGAUUUAAAUGCAUCAUUACAUUGGUUCAACGGUCCAGGUUUCCUCUGUAAGCCCAGAUCUCAGUGGCCAGUCUCAGCACUUCCAGAAAGAACUUCAAUUGAGCGUCGAAGAACUGUGCUUCUUGUAAAGGACGCAGUCCAUGAUGUCUCUAUGGACUGCAAGUUUGUGAAUUCUUUCGGCCGCUUGCAGCGUACGUUUGCAUACGUAUCAAAGUUUAUUAAAAAAGUCAUGGUCCAGGAAUAACCCUAGCAGACAUCCGGAACGGCACUCAUAUACUGUUAAGAAUGAUUCAACGAACACAUCUCUCAGACGACAUAAAUGCUCUUCGAAAUAAAGGAAUGGUUCCGUCAUCCAGCAGUCUAGCCUCGCUGUCACCGUUCCUUGAUGAGAUUGGGCUGCUACGUGUCGAUGGUCGUCUCAAAAACUCAACUUUAAAUUUCGAUAGUCGCCAUCCAAUUAUUUUGCCCAAAGUUCAUCCAGUAACUAGAGCCAUCAUAAUGCAUUUCCAUCAGCGAAACUUGCACGCUGGUCCCCGAGCAGUGCUAGCGUUGGUUCGUUCCCAAUAUUGGCCAAUUGGAGGUAGAAAAACUGUAGCCAGUGUAAUUCAGAGAUGCGUAAUUUGCUUUCGUGCAAGGCCCCGA
Drosophila mojavensis is the source of this 3931-nucleotide messenger RNA. RefSeq lists its product as uncharacterized. The transcript is spliced from 2 exons. The coding region runs from base 156 to 3533 and encodes 1125 amino acids. NCBI's taxonomy places the organism in Eukaryota, Metazoa, Arthropoda, Insecta, Diptera, Drosophilidae. Gene Ontology annotation, molecular function: zinc ion binding; nucleic acid binding. The record is from RefSeq and is a predicted model, not a curated record.